UAUAAGUCAUCAUAUGUCACCUCUAGCUGCUCUGUAAAUGGAUGCAAUCAUGCAAAUAGAUGCGAUGAGCAUUUACAUACUUCCACAAUGCCAUCGUCACUCUGGUAAUCUAAAUUGUACGGGCUAUAGGCAUCUGUUUGCAUUUGUCUACAGCAAAUCACAGAAAUAAGAGGAGACGAAGAUCUCUUCGAUGCCUAGGAAUGCUGGUGGAUCAGUUCAUGACUGGUCGUCAUUCUUAUUGCAAGUUAAACCACAACACACCUAUCCUGCGUUUGUGGUCUGACGAAGAGGCCGAGCUGAAGCACGAAUUCCGCAUCAGCAGAAGAGCCAUGAAUAGUUUGAAGAGACUCCUGCAAAGGGAACAGGACCAUGGCUGGGGUAAUCAUCUGGAAAUUCUUAUCUACACCUACUGGCUGGCUCAUGGACUGUCAUAUCGCAUGGUAUCCAGUGUGUUCAAUGUGCCGAAAGCUACAGUCCACCGCAUCGUCCACAGAGUGGUGCAAAACAUAUGUUUAAACCUGAAGCGAGCAAUCUCAUUCCCACAGAAAGAAGAGCUUCCUGCAGUAGGGCAAGGAUUUGUCCAGCUGUCAGGAACAACUGCAUUUCACAGUGUUGUUGGUGUAAUUGGUUGCACCCACAUACUCCCGCAGCAGCAUCAAAAGGACUACUUGGGUUGUCAUUCCAUAAACAUGCAGGCAAUAUGUGAUUCAAAUGGAAGGUUCCUGGAUAUAUUUGUCGCCUAUCCGGGGUCAGUUCAUGAAGCAGAAGUAAUGAAGAACAGUACACUUUAUAAGACUAGAUGUUAUCCCCCUAGAGGCUAUGUCCUUUUUGGUCAUGGUAGCUACCCCUGUUUAGAGACACCAGUCUGCUUGAUUACACCCUACAAGGAGCCAGUUGAUGGACAAGUCCAGGAGCGGUUCAAUUACCACCAUUCAAGGGGGCACAGCAUAAUUGAAAGGGCUUUUGGCAUGGUGAAGACUAGAUGGUCUACAUUGUUCAGUGCCUUGGAGGUGAAACCUACAUUUGCACCCAAGGUCAUCGCUUCCUGUGCCUUUUUGCACAAUGUGUGUUUGGACAAUGGGGACACACUUGAGCCAGAUGACAACAUUUCAGAGGACAACCUUGACCCCCAACCUCCCUGUGAUGGCAUGGCAUACAAUGAAACCUCUGGGAAUGCUACAAGGGACAGACUGGCUGCCCUCGUUUUGGACAGUGUGGAAGCUUCAUAAAGAUGCUAAAUCUCACAGGGUUGCACGCGCACAUAGUCGUGUUCAAAAUAAUGGCGUGUUUAAUGCCGCAUUCACACCGAGCGCGAUCAGACGCUACAAAUUCGCGUGGGUCGCUAGGCGACGGACGC
This is a messenger RNA of Thalassophryne amazonica, 1357 nucleotides long. RefSeq names its product putative nuclease HARBI1. The record is from RefSeq and is a predicted model, not a curated record. The transcript has 2 exons. The coding region runs from base 201 to 1229 and encodes 342 amino acids. Lineage: Eukaryota; Metazoa; Chordata; Actinopteri; Batrachoidiformes; Batrachoididae.